AUGUCAACACCACCCUCUCACCUCCUCCUGCGCCUGUCUCCCCUCCUCACAAGUACCGCCUCUCUCACCUUCACCUUCUGCGAGCACCUCUACCUCGCCCCUUACCUCUCGCUCCGCCCCGCAACCACAGCGCCCAACAGCAAUCCCGACCACCAAGCCGGCGGCACCAGCCGCGGACCCGACCCCAACGUCCUCCUCCCCAUCUACAUCGACCGCUGGUUCCGCCCCGCCUUCUCCGUCAUCCUAACCCUCUACCCCCUCACCUGGGCCACCGCCAUUGCCAACCUCGCUACCACUGCCUCCAGCCGCAAAGCUGGCCUCAGCGUCUCCACUCCCUCCGGUGCCCUCUACCUCGCCGGACUGGCCCUGAGCGCCGCCCACAUGCUCUGGGGCCUUAGAGCUAAGGGCUUGCUGGACGCUAUCAGGUCCAAGAACAACAGUGAUCUCUUGGUUGAUGGAGCUGCAAAGCGGGUGGUUGCCGAGACCGUCACCCCGGAGGAGGAAGGCGAUUCUCGCGAGAAUAAUCACCUUGUCGAUGGUCGGGACAGUGUCGCAGUCCUAGCGGCGUGGAUCCAGUUGAAUACUUGGAGGGGCGUUUUGGCAGACUUGCCGGCUUGGGUAUGCUUUUUUGUGGGAUUUUUGUUAUCGGAAUCCUAA
This is a messenger RNA of Aplosporella prunicola CBS 121167, 657 nucleotides long. RefSeq lists its product as uncharacterized. NCBI's taxonomy places the organism in Eukaryota, Fungi, Ascomycota, Dothideomycetes, Botryosphaeriales, Aplosporellaceae. Bases 1 to 657 code for a protein of 218 amino acids. The record is from RefSeq and is a predicted model, not a curated record. The transcript has a single exon.